Tuber melanosporum (Perigord truffle) is the source of this 695-nucleotide messenger RNA. RefSeq lists its product as uncharacterized. Lineage: Eukaryota; Fungi; Ascomycota; Pezizomycetes; Pezizales; Tuberaceae. The record is from RefSeq and is a predicted model, not a curated record. The coding region runs from base 336 to 581 and encodes 81 amino acids. The transcript is spliced from 3 exons.
ACCCCAACCUUCGCAAAACCUCCAGCAUGUCUACAACCCACGGCACCCCUAAAGCAAUCCCAAUCUGGAUCAUCUUCUCAACCCUGGUAGUAAUUUACGACGCAUUGUACAUCCUCUUCCGCCCAUACUCCUUCCCCCCCAGCGCCCUCUCUAAGAUCUAGCCGGGCCACACCUUCUACGCCACGGUAGACCACCUCUACAGCGCCAGCACCUUCGCCGAGCAAGAUGGCUUCCCGGCCGCACAGAGUUGGAUGAACCUUGUCGAGUCGGCUGUCAAUCUCGUCUACCUUGCCAAGUACUAUUGCGGCGGCGGCGGCGGCGGCGCCGGGGGUGAAAUGCUGGUGGCGGGGUUCGCUGGUGUGCUCAUGACACUAGCGAAGACGACGUUGUUUGUGCUUAACGAGUUUUGUGCCGGGGGGAGGCAUGUUGCGCAUAACGAUUUGAAGAAUUUUGUCCUGUUUUAUGUCUUGCCUAAUGGUCUUUGGAUCGCGUUUCCGGGUUGGUGCACGUAUUGGUUUGCCAGGGAGAUUGUCAAGGGAAUUGACACUGGGAGUGGGGGUAAGGUUAAGAAGAGGGUUUGAGUUUGAGGUGGGGGGAGGGGAGGGAUAGAUUGUUUUUGGACGGAUUGGGUGGAUUCUUGUAUGAUAGACUAAUGGGUGGUUUCCGGCUUCGCCUCAGCUGGUGUAUCAGGAUCA